AUGCAACGAGCAAAGUCUGCGGUGGAUUUUUCCAGCCUGCUGAACCCGGCAGAAGUGGACAGGGAACAGCAGCACCUAGUUCCUUCUCAGCUCUCGCCCGACGCCGAGAUGGCGACCGUCGGCCUCAUCCGCCCUAAUGGGCCGUUGCCUGUGGGUGCACCGCCCGCCGAGCAGCCGACCGAACUCCCCCGGCCCUACAAGUGCACGAUGUGUGACAAGGCGUUCCACCGCCUCGAGCACCAAACCCGCCAUAUCCGCACUCACACCGGCGAGAAGCCACAUGCCUGCCAGUUUCCCGGCUGCAGUAAGCGGUUUUCCCGGUCCGACGAGUUGACUCGGCACUCGAGGAUACACAACAACCCCAACUCGAGGAGGGGGAACAAGGGCCACCAUCAACACGCCGCGAUGGUGCACAGGAUGCAAGCCGACAUUAUGCCUCCCCCCCCUGGGCCCAAGAUGAUACGCUCGGCACCCCCGACCGCUCUCUCCUCGCCCAAUGUUUCGCCUCCCCACUACAGCUCCUACGCCAUGAACCUCCCGCCGCCGAUGAGCCCGUACAGCCGUGGUGCCCCAAGCAGCCAGAGCGGCCCUGACAUGGCCAUGCUUGCCCGGGCCGCCGGUCAGCUCGAGAGGGACAACGGCUUGAGCCAGCACCACUACCCACCCUCGAGGCAACAUCCCUACUACGGCGGGAACCUGCACUCGGCACGCAACCCGCUCCCGGGCCUCAGCGCGUACCACAUGUCGCGAUCGCACUCUCACGAUGAUCACGAUGACCACUAUGCACAGGCCUACCGGCAACCAAAACGGUCGCGGCCUAACUCGCCCAAUUCGACCGCUCCUUCGUCUCCCACAUUCUCGGCUAACUCGUUGUCUCCGACGCCCGAUCACACCCCGCUCGCUACACCGGCUCAUUCCCCGCGCUUGCGGCCGUAUAGCGGCGUUGAGCUCCCUCCUUUCCGCAACCUGAGCCUCCACCACGCUCCGGCGCUGGCUCCCCUUGAGCCGGCUCCGGAAGGCCUUAACCCUACCCCUCAGUCAACGCCUACGCCGAGGAGUACGGGCAUGUCUCUCUCUGACAUUAUGAGUCGGCCGGACGGUUCUCAACGGAAACUCCCUGUCCCCAAGGUCGCAGUUCACGAUCUGCUGAGCCCGGCUGACGGGUUUUCCGCGAGUGGCAGGAGUUCGUCCUCCAACAGUCUCUCGGGGGUCGAUCUGUAUGACAGGUUGUAA
This is a messenger RNA of Dichotomopilus funicola, 1233 nucleotides long. RefSeq lists its product as uncharacterized. The record is from RefSeq and is a predicted model, not a curated record. Lineage: Eukaryota; Fungi; Ascomycota; Sordariomycetes; Sordariales; Chaetomiaceae. Gene Ontology annotation, molecular function: RNA polymerase II cis-regulatory region sequence-specific DNA binding. Bases 1 to 1233 code for a protein of 410 amino acids. The transcript has a single exon. Gene Ontology annotation, cellular component: cytoplasm; nucleus.